This is a messenger RNA of Podarcis raffonei (Aeolian wall lizard), 1244 nucleotides long. RefSeq names its product iodothyronine deiodinase 1 (gene DIO1). The transcript is spliced from 4 exons. Lineage: Eukaryota; Metazoa; Chordata; Lepidosauria; Squamata; Lacertidae. Gene Ontology annotation, molecular function: thyroxine 5'-deiodinase activity. The record is from RefSeq and is a predicted model, not a curated record.
UUAAAGAAGUCAAGGGGGGGGGGGUCAGGAAUUCUGAUUCAAAAACAAACACAAAAUGUAAUUCCUGUUCAUAUUCCUCAGUUCAAACAAAUUAAAUCAUUCUAAAAUGUGAUCCUGGUUCUGAAUCUUCCAGCAGUAAUAAUUGGUGCACCGGAAUACUAUUGGAACAAGUACAAACCCUACAGCACAGCAGAAGGGAUACACCCUUGAUUCCUGGAAACUGCAAAUUAUUUAUUCUGAUUAACAUUUCAUUUACCGUAACCUUUAGAAUGGCAGUUGGUGAGCCAAUAGCAGAAGUCUUGCAUAUGCAUGUUCAAAAGCUAAGCUACUUCAUCUACUUUCCCCCUCUCUCAACUUUGCACAACACAGCAGUCUCUCAUUCUGGCAAGAUGUUCAAAAUCAGAACAUUUGUGCAAAAAUUCUGGAUUCUCUUUGAAGUGUGCUUCUUUACGGCUGUUGGUAAAAUCUGCUUGAUCUUAUUCCCAGCUACCACGAAGAGAUAUAUUUUGAAACAAGGGGGAAAGAGCAGCAUGGCAAGAAACCCCAAUUUCGACUAUGAAAACUGGGGUCCAACUUUCUUCAGUUUCCAGUACUUACUCUUCGUCUUGAAAGUCAGAUGGCAAAGGCUAGAAGACGAAGUGUUUCAAGGCUGUCCUGCUCCUAACACCCCUCUAGUAGAUUUUAGAGGGGAAAUAUGUCACAUACUGGACUUCAUGCAUGAAACGAGGCCUUUGGUCUUGGCAUUCGGAAGCUGUACCUGACCUUCAUUUAUGUUCAAAUUUGGCAAAUUCAAGAAGCUCAUCGAAGACUUCAGAUUUGCAGCAGAUUUCCUUAUAAUCUACAUUGAAGAAGCUCAUGCCUCAGAUGGAUGGGCUUUUAAGAACAAUAUUGCAAUUAAAAGUCAUCAAACCCUCCAAGAUCGUAUCCAGGCUGCACAGGUCCUACUGAAAGAGAAUCCCUCAUGUCCAGUGGUUGUAGACACAAUGGAGAACCUAAGCAGUUCCAAGUAUGCAGCUCUACCAGAAAGGCUUUAUGUCCUUCAAAAAGGAAAUAUUAUCUACAAGGGUGGAGUGGGACCCUGGAAUUAUCACCCAGAAGAAGUACGUGAAGUCUUGGAAAAACUGCUUUAGAACUAUAAAACAGGCCUAAUAACAAUCUCGUAUGUGAACAAUACAGUAACACCAUAGUCUGUUGAUUAAAGGCUACAUACAACCCAUGAAGUCAUCCCAUUAGUGCAUGGACGU